Halichondria panicea is the source of this 2511-nucleotide messenger RNA. RefSeq lists its product as uncharacterized. The coding region runs from base 69 to 2423 and encodes 784 amino acids. The record is from RefSeq and is a predicted model, not a curated record. Lineage: Eukaryota; Metazoa; Porifera; Demospongiae; Suberitida; Halichondriidae. The transcript has 5 exons.
GAUUAGCUUCCUAUAAUUAUAAAAAGGCCUAGUAGACAAGCUAGCUAGCUAGCUAGUUCUAUAUCGCCAUGACAAGUUCGCUAACUCUAAGUGACUACACUAGCCUCACCUCUGACGGGCAGGAUUGGGCAUGCCCUAGGUGUACUGCUAUCAACUCAACAAACAAUGUCAACUGUCAAGCUUGUACAGAGGGCAGAAACCCUCACCAUGGCAAUACAGAUAACCUCAAGGAAUUGGUGAUAGAGCAGGAGAAAUGGUUCAGUCAAGCUGCUCCAAAAGUAGAGAGAAGUAUAACAGAUCGAUUUAAAACUUUCCUAGGAGGCUGGACGUGUCCUGUGUGUAAAAUAGACCAAAGAUUCGGCAAUUCUUGUACAACUUGUGGCCAUUCCCUCAAUCCUGUGAAAUCAGUCAAGCCACCAAAGCAGUCGCUAAAAUCACAAAAAAGUAGCAGCACAACCUCCUUGGGAAAUGUGUUUCAGUCAAUCCGAGGUUCAUUUAUAUUCAAUAGUAACAAGAAACCUGUCUCAGCCAGUAAUCUCAGUACAGACACUCAUCUCUAUCCAUAUCCCUCUAGUUCUGUUGACAAACACCGACAUACAGGAAUGAUGGUACUUGUGAGCAAAGACGAACACGGGAUUACAGAUGAGACAAUUUCACUUGAACAAGGAGGUGAAGACUGCCUCCCACAUAUUCAACCGCGACCAACUAGCAUUGACUCUGGGACAUACACAAUGUCAGAUAUAACAUCUCAAGCCAGCCACUUGGAACCAUCAGACAGUCGCUACAACUCUCCCGUUUCCUGCACCGACCUCAGCAAAGAGGCUGCUUGGAAGUGCACGGUUUGCAGCGCCUUUAACAGAGCAGUGAUUGGACAGCUCAAGUGUUGCGUGUGUAAUAUCGGAGAUGCACCGCGUGAUAUUGUACCAUUACUGAUACAGCAGAAGGAGUAUCAUCAAGCCAUCGAAGUCACCAACAAUGAAAUAUCCCCUCAGCCAGUUCAUCGUAAUGGACCCACCAACAGCUCUGGGCAGAGUGCUGACAGAAAGAGACGUCGUACAAUGUUGCUUCAUCUAACUGAAGCUAACAACGAGACUAAGCUACACCGGAGGAGCAGCUGGGGGGAUGACUGCACUCCAUCACCAGCUAAGAACUGCACUCAACUAAUGGAGUGUAAGCGGAGGGAGGAAAUAAGCAGAGCCAAUGAGAACUAUGACAGGAUCAGACAACACUACAUACGACAGAAAGGAUACCAUCAAGCCAUCGAAGUCACCAACAAUGAAACAAGACUACAAAACCCUUCACAUGAAAUAUCCACACCACAGAAUGUCAGCCCUCAGCCAGUUCGUCAUGAUGUACCCAUCAGUAGCUCUAGGCAGUAUACCGAGAUAAAGAGGAGGAGCAGCUGGGGGGAUGACUGCACUCCAUCACCAGCUAAGAACUGCACUCAACUAAUGGAGUGUAAGCAGAGGAAGUACAGUACCUUUCUGGACCAGCAACUGUUUGAAUUACAAGAAAAUAAUUCUGAGCUUGUGGCUACUAAUCAGACGAUUGAGAGGCAGCUGGUUGAACAAGAGGAGCAGCUGCAGAGAGCAGAGCCCACUGAGAUACAGCUGUCAGAUAUGCUGACUGACCUCCAUCAGGUGGUGGGGUGGUUCCUACUGGGCGUCCAUCUUGGUGUCCCUCUGUCAGAUCUACAGAAGAUACGGCAUCAGUUCAACGAGAACGUGGAUAAAUGCAAGAUGGAGAUGCUUAUCACUUAUUCCAAACUGAAGGAGCCAUCUUGGGUGGAUAUUGUGGAUGCCUUGAGAAGAUCAGGAGAACGUGCACUAGCCGUGAGAUUGGCACGCAAACAUGGGGUGACAUUGACGGAGGAGGGCACAGAAUCUCAGGAGGAGGAGAGUGUUUCCGUUCUUCUACCAAACGGAACAUCUGAGGUUAAGUCGAAACUUGUCAACUGUAUCCAUUCCAAAGAGAGCAAACUUCAGAACACACUCCAACAGCUUCAUCGAGAGCAAGCCACGAAGGAGGAUCUGGAGCGAGAGCUAAUCCACCUUCGCCACAGCCUUUCAUCGAUGGAUGGAAGCGUAGGUUUCAAACAAAACUGCCAAAAACUGACUCAACAACUGUUUUUGAAAGAGCGCGAGAGAGCUCACUAUUCCCUGGUGAGCAUGGACCAACAAAACGGAGACAAGAACAUACACCGCCACGAGAUUGAUAUGAUACUGGUCGAGAAAGAUGUGGAAAUUUUUUGGAUGAAGAGGCGGCUUGAAGAAUUAGAAACACAGUUUUUGAUAGAAACAGAAGAGUUGAAAGCAAAGCUGAUUUUGCUUGAAUCUGAGGUGACCAUAAAAGAUGCUCACAUCGUGGAACUGGAGAAAUCUAAGAAGGAGCUGAAUAACUGCCUAGCCAGCGAGCGGUAUUGAGUGGACCUAGUACUGCUAUUGUGUGUUCUCUAAAUAAUGUCAAUAAUUUUCUAAUUUUCAUGUAAAAAACUUUGUGUAUAAAUUUUUA